UUUGUUGGUAUACCAUUUGGCAGGGACGAGAGAGAGCGCGAGGAAUAUGCAGCAAAGAUUUCAUGUGGAAGAGGUGAAAGGGAUGAGCAUUCUACAGCGAUGCUAAAAAUGGGAGAUGUCAAGAGCUAUAUCAACACUUGCCUCGGUCUCUUCUGGUUCUCUUUUCUUCGCCUCCUCUUUUUGUAACUGAGCAGCGAAACUACUCUCUCCAGUCUCCCCUGCUCCUUCUCCUUUCUGCCUUCCACUGAUCCCUUCAUCUUCCUCGUCAUUGUAGUUCCUUUUUACCAUACUUCUUUUGUCGAAGUUUCUCGUCACUGCGAUUCUCACGAGUCCGAAUCCUCAAGCAUCGGCCAUGCGUUAUCUCGAAGUCGACGUCGAUGGCCAAGAGACUUUCCUGGUCGAUAAGGAAGUACUCUCAUCGUUCUGCGGCAAGCUAAGAAACUUAAGCAACAAAGCUUUAACCGCUUCACCAACAAAACCCCUCAAAAUUGCAAUGACUGACUUCCCUGGAGGAUCAGAGGCAUUUGAGCUAAUGGCAAAGUUCUGCUACAACAGUGGCAGAGCUCAAAUGAUAACAUCCCACAGCACUUGCCUUCUGCACUCUGUUGCGCACUUCAUGGACAUGAGUGAUGGUGUUUCUGCCUCCACUAACAACUUGCUUGAGUUGACAGAGAAAUCUCUGGCGGGACUCCCUUACUGGUCAUGGCCUGAGAUCAUGCACGCUUUGAAGCAAUGCGAAGACACUUUUCCAGUUUCGGUUUCUUCGGGGCUGCUGGAUCGAGUGUUGGAAUCCGCUGUUAGUAGAAUCACAGCAGUAGCUGAUGCUAGCCCGUCAGGUUCAUCUCCUGAAAGCUCAGCGCUAAGAUUGUCAGUUGAUUCAAGAAGCACAAUUAGCGCGAAGAACAGCUCCCACCGAGCUUGGUGGUUCGAGGAUAUUCUGAGCUUGAGCCCAGACGUGAUAAAAAAGAUCAUCAGCAGCAUGGUUUUGCAGAAGGUAGAUCAUGUACUGGUCAGUAAGUUCCUCAUGCAUUAUCUAAAGAAUGCAGCGUCCAGUUCCUCGUGUAACAAGAAAAGGGCUGCCGAAAUUAGCAUAGAACUGCUCUACUCUCUUGAUGGAGGCAGCUCGGUGUCUUGCAAGGGCCUGUUUGAUGUUCUCAGGGUCUCAGCAUCCUUGAAACUUAGCAAGGACUGCCAAAUUAAAUUGGAGAGCAUGAUAGGCAGAAAAUUUGACCAUGCAACAUUAGAUAGUUUACUGAUUCCAGCUCCUGCAGGGAUGGAUUGUCUCUAUGACGUCAGUCUAAUCUUAAGGUUCUUGAAGUGUUUUCUUAGCACAAGAAAAGUUAGAGAAUCAAUAGCUCGAUUGAAGCAAGCAGCAAAGUUGAUGGACUCUUACUUGGCUGAGAUCGCCCCUGAUUUUUCUUUGAAGCCUCCAAUGUUUCUGUCACUUGCCACAGCUCUACCUGAUGAAGCAAGAGAUUCCCAUGAUUCAAUUUACCGAGCAAUCGACAUGUAUCUUGAGGUUCAUACUCAACUACUGGAAGAAGAGAAGACAAAGCUAUUUUGUGCCAUAAACUAUGAGAAGCUCUCAUCCGAAUCCUGCAAGAACCUGGCGAAGAACUCAAAAUUCCCCUCAAGAACAAUAAUCAGAGCUCUCAUUUCUCAACAAAGAAAGCUCAGGAGCCUUCUGAAGGAGACCAGCCAAUUGAAAGAACCAUCGCCGGAGCGAAAUCAGAGCAAGAAAAAACAGUUGAGCAGUGAUGAUCAGCAGGUCAUUCUUUAUGCGAAAAACCUUGAGAUUUCCAGCGAGAACAAGAGGCUCAAGUCUCAGCUUCAAGGAAUGCAAUGGAAGAUGACAGAGUUGGAGAAGAUUUGCAAGAAGAUGCAAGCGCAGAUGGAGAAGGCCAUGAAAUUGAGAAGAGUUAGUCCAAGUGGAUCCAAGUCACUACCCAGGCUUUGCUCCUGAUCUCACUCAGAUCCAUGGAGCCCACACAAUUUUGUACACAUGUUAUUGGUCCUUAGAUCGUGUUCCACCAGAAUCUGAGAUUUUUCUUGAUUUUGUUCCUCCUGUAAAGCUGGUUGAGGGCAUUACCUUUAACAGAGGGAAAAGAGAAGUGGUUGGGUUCAUCUCCUUUGAGCAAUGAGAGGUCAAUUUGUGCAGCUACUUACAUGUUCUUCUGCUCUUUCUUUAAUCAUUGUUGUCCAUAGUACUCGAACCUUUUUGUUAGGAGAGGCCUCUUUACAGGUCUUGGAUGUGGUCUCUGUCUGCUAGUGUUGUCCGAAUCUAAUAUUCAGAAAAAGGAAUUCCAAGAGCAAAGUCUGUAA
This is a messenger RNA of Zingiber officinale, 2322 nucleotides long. RefSeq names its product BTB/POZ domain-containing protein At3g22104-like. Bases 353 to 1963 code for a protein of 536 amino acids. The record is from RefSeq and is a predicted model, not a curated record. The transcript has 3 exons. NCBI's taxonomy places the organism in Eukaryota, Viridiplantae, Streptophyta, Magnoliopsida, Zingiberales, Zingiberaceae.